UCCUGCAGGUUGUUUCACCUUUUUUUCAGUCCUGAUGUCUUGUCAUCUCUCUCUCAGUAGGUUACUUGACUAAGCCUGAAGUAUUCAAAGCAUUAAAUAAAACAGAAAUAAAAAAUAGUAAAAGGGGAAACCGGGUGAACUUGUCAGCCUGGAACAAUGAACACCUUUUGGAAAGCUGUCACCUUCCUGAGUGCUGUCAUCGCAGCGGCUCAGGGCCUGAACUGCCGUCAGUGUCCUCUCGGUGUGAACGGACUGUGCCUGUUCGGUAGCGAGGUCUCGUGUAAUAAUGCAACUGAGAGCUGUUAUAGUGGAGACGCACAGUUCAAUGCCACUGGGACGUUCACCCUGCACACCCGCGGCUGCCUGGACUCAGACUUGUGUGGGAAAACGCUGACCGGCAACAUCCUGAACGCUGGUUACACCAGCAGCUUCAAGUGUUGCACCACAGAUCUGUGUAAUGGAGCCUCCUCUGUCCAGAUCUCUCUGACCGUGGCCCUGUGUGGUGUCCUCCUGUCCUCUCUCUGGGGCACCUGGGAGUUGUAGUGUUGCAGGAUCCAGCCCCUGUUUCUACUGAUUUUGCCUGUUUGUACUAAACACUUCAAUAAAAUCCAAGAAUCAUAAUUAAAACAAAAAAUAA
This is a messenger RNA of Paralichthys olivaceus (Japanese flounder), 637 nucleotides long. The record is from RefSeq and is a predicted model, not a curated record. NCBI's taxonomy places the organism in Eukaryota, Metazoa, Chordata, Actinopteri, Pleuronectiformes, Paralichthyidae.